Diaporthe citri is the source of this 1626-nucleotide messenger RNA. RefSeq lists its product as uncharacterized. The record is from RefSeq and is a predicted model, not a curated record. Gene Ontology annotation, molecular function: oxidoreductase activity; FAD binding. The transcript has 2 exons. NCBI's taxonomy places the organism in Eukaryota, Fungi, Ascomycota, Sordariomycetes, Diaporthales, Diaporthaceae. The coding region runs from base 1 to 1626 and encodes 541 amino acids.
AUGACACGUCGUGCCAGCUUCACAGGGGUGGUUUCCCGUUGCUCCUGGGUGUUGGGACUACUUUGUUUCGUCCAUAGCCUCCCACAGCUGGCACACGGACAAGAACAAGACGCUUUCCGCGUUGCACCAAGAGAUUCAGUCGUGGACUGUCUGACCAGCAAGAAGCUGUCGGUGAUCAAGCCCUCGGACACAACAUACGCCAGCUACUCCUCACCUUACAACCUCCGCCUCCAAUACAAGCCAGCAGCAAUCGUCGUCGCAUCCACCAACCAGCACGUCUCAGACGCCGUGCUCUGCGCGUCCCAGUACAAGCUCAAGGUGCAGCCCCGCUCCGGGGGCCACUCGUAUGGGUCCUAUGGCACGGGCGGCAAGGACGGCGCCGUGGUCAUCGACCUGCAGAAGUUCCAGAGCGUCAGCCUCGACAAGAAUACGAACAUAUCGACUUUUGGUGCGGGCCUGAGGCUGGGGAACCUGGAGCUGGCGCUGCAGCCGACCGGGCGGGCACUUCCCCAUGGGACGUGUGCCAAUGUCGGCGCUGGCGGUCACUUCACCAUCGGGGGAGAUGGGUUUACGACGAGGGCUUAUGGACUGGCCAUUGACUCACUCGUGGGCAUGGACGUUGUGCUGGCCAACGGCUCUGUGGUGCAUGCAACGUCAACGGAAUACAAGGACGUGUUUUUCGCCAUGAAAGGAGCCGGCGCCUCCUUUGGUAUCGCAACCACCUUCUACGCGCAAACCUUCGCCUAUCCGAAAGCCCUGACUGGCAUCUACCUCACCUGGCCGGGCCUAAGCAAGAACACCGAGCAAAGCGUCUCGGCCCUGAAGCACAUCCAGAACUACGCCAACAACGCGACCUCGGGGCUGGACCGCAAGUUCCAGUUCGACGUCACCCUCGACGCCUUCGGCACCUUCAGCCUGAAGGGAAUCUACCUCGGGCCCGUGGCGACCUUCAACAAGACGGUGCUCCCAGAGCUGCUCCGCGGGCUGCCGGCCCCCGGCGCGGGCGACAGCGACAGCCCGACCUACGUCAAGGAGUACUCGUGGACAGACGCGCUGACCGACGCCAACUACGGCAGCGGCAUAGCCUACCCCAAGCCGGGCGAGGGCGGCUACGCCCCCGCGCCGGACCACGACACCUUCUACACCAAGAGCAUCACGGUCCCCGCGCCGGGGCUGCCCGAGAAGGCGAUCCGGAACCUGGUGGGCUGGGGCCAGGCGCACCAGGAGGGGAGGAACCCCGCCGUGCCGUGGUACUUCACGCUGAGCCUCCAGGGCGGCGUCGACAACCAGAUCUUCCUGGACAGCAAGAGCGGCGGGUCGGCGUUCUGGCGCCGCGACACCACCUGGGUCAUGGAGAACUCUGGGUUCGUGAACGAGCCGGGCGACGCGUUCCCCGUGCCGGCGGGCAUCGACCUCGUCAACGACCUCAACGCGCAGGUGACGGGCGUGCUCGGCGCUGGGAAUUACGGGGCGUACCAGGGAUAUGUGGACACGGAGAUGGGUGCUGAUCAGGCGGGCAGGCUGUACUACGGCGAUGUGCUGUUUGAGAAGCUCAAGGGGCUGAAGAAGAACAUUGACCCGGGGAACUUGUUCUCUAACCCGCAGUCAAUCCCGGUUGGGAAUUAG